Molecule: messenger RNA, 1028 nt
Organism: Lethenteron reissneri (Far Eastern brook lamprey)
Lineage: Eukaryota; Metazoa; Chordata; Hyperoartia; Petromyzontiformes; Petromyzontidae
Product: protein-glutamine gamma-glutamyltransferase K-like
Biological process (GO): peptide cross-linking
Molecular function (GO): protein-glutamine gamma-glutamyltransferase activity
Source: RefSeq, a predicted model, not a curated record
GAGACUCGGAGCCUCCUCGCCACGUGUCGAGAGUUCAAUGUCGCAGUGAAAUUCACUGACGAGGCGACUGUCUCUGGUCUUGGUGUGCUCCUUUGACUGUCGGUGUUUUGCCGUCUUGCCCAAGCUUGGAUAUGAUGUUGACAAAUCUACAGGAAGGUUCCGAGGAGGAGCGCCGCGUGGUGGUGUAAGCACUCAGCCUGCUGAAGCGCGGGAGUGCAGAGAGGCGAACCCACGAGGUGGAGACAGGAGGGCCAGGGUCCUCCUGGGGGAACAAAGCGAGCGGCGUCCUGGCGGGGUCGAGAGGGCAGGAGACGCAGCGGAUAUUGGCAGGGCUCUGGAUAGCGGCGCGUGCUGGUGUGCGAGCCCCCGAGCGCGUACCUGCACCUGGCCGUGGACCACUUCGCACUCGUGCUGGUGGCGUGUGCGCCGGUGCUCGACAUGGCGCCGAGAUUGCACGUGACCCGUGUGCGCUCCCCACGCUUGCACGUGAUGGAGGGGACCCACGUGGGUCGCGAUCUCUUCUCCGAGCUCUGCUUCACGAACCCCGUGGCACGUGCCCUGCACCGCGUGCGCGUCCGCGUGGAGGGAGCCGGCGUGCACACGCCGAGCAACAUACUCGUCGGCAACGUGGAGGGGCACGGCUGCACGCGCGUGCCCGUGGUUCCCAAGCGCCGCGGGGAGCUCACGCUGAUCGCGAGCCUCGACUGCACGGAGCUGCCGCAGGUGCACGGGGGAGCCACCUUCCAGUGCGAGCCCUGAGACUUCAGCAUCACCACCAUCAUCAACAUCAUGAGUCAACCACCAUCAUCAGCAUCGAGAGUGGUACCACCAUGAUCGUGAUCGAGUGAACUAUCAUGAACGUGUUUAUCAUCAUUAUCAUCAAGGUUGCACUCAUGACACACAAAGUGCUUGCCACAAAUAUAUCACAAAUUCCUUGCUGAUCUCGUCAAGGAGCGUAAACCAUCACGAGAACUCCGCUCAUCCUCGCAGUGGCUUUUGGAUAGCCAUCAAACAAAGACGGUCACUGC